AUGUGUAACAAACAAUGGAAGUUGAAUGAAUAUUUAACUUAUAUACUUUUAACAUUAGUACUUUUAUCGUCUUGGACAGACAUAAAUGGUAUAUUUACUGAACUACCACAAAUCAUUUUAACACAACCGGAAGGUUGGAAAUUGGGUAGUCAUAUUGGACUUGUUGCUAGUAUAAGUAAUAUUGCACCAUUGGCGCUUAUUUUUUGUAAAUGUACUUUUCGAAAACGAUCUCUCAAUGUAAUACCAAUCAAUUAUAUUGUUAUUUUUAUUGGUAUGGUAUCAUGCUUUCUUCUCAUUUUCUUUUGGUCAAAUACAACUUAUAUUUUCAAUCGUAAUCGUAGUGUAACUCUUCUUAUUCUUACCUUCUUUCUAGCAUUACUUGAUUGUACGGCAAUGGUUACAUUUUCACACUAUACAACACGUUUUCGAACUGAAUUUACAAGUGCUCUUUUUCUGGGUGAAAGUCUUACUAUGAUUAUUCCAAGUCUUCUGGCUAUUGUACAAGGUAAUGGACAACUUACAUGUGUUUCUUCAGCUAAUAACAAUAUUAUAUUGAACGUUUCCACUAUUGCCAUUUAUAAAACAGCACGAUUUUCGGUUUCAGUCUAUUUUCUUUGUAUUUUUCUUAUAUUGGUAACGUCAUUUAUUGCAUUCGUGCUUCUACAAUGGACUAAAAUUGCUCAGAAUAGUACUCAAGAUACCACUAAAGAAUCUAUGAUGUUAGAAACUAAUGAUGCAAAUACAUUAGACAUUGUAAUUGAUUCCGAUACCACUAUCAAAUCAUCACGACAUAAAUUAACACCUCUGUUCUAUAUACUGCUCUUAUUGGGAUCCUUUUACACAAGUUCAAUUAUAUUUGGAAUGGUUUUCUCUAUUUCAGCUUACGUUCUUAUGCCGUAUGGUCAUCAAAUUUUUUAUUUGGGUACAAUUCUUUCUCCAUGGAUGCUUGCACUUACAUGGUUAUUGGGUACAAUUAAAUCAUUUGUCAUUAAACGUUAUUUGUUAAUUAUGAUCAUACUAGGAUCGAUUAUAUUUAGUUUUGAUUUGAUAUUAUCAUUGAAAAGUCCCUGUCCGCCAUUGUUGAAUACCAUGAAAGGUAAUGUUCUUGUUCUUAUUAUUUGGUUAAGUACAUUUAUUCUUCUUGGUUAUCCUCGUCUCGUCAUUGCCAAUUAUGUCCGUAUUCACUCGACAAAUGGAAUGUUCUGGUUUGGUGCUAAUGUACAGUUAGGUGCAUUGAUAGGUUCUAUCAUUGCUUAUCUUAUGAUUGAAACAUUCUCACUAUUUAAAGAAAAAUUACCAUGUGAAAAAGUUCAAUGUUAA
Rotaria sordida is the source of this 1320-nucleotide messenger RNA. The record is from the annotation of a GenBank genome assembly. NCBI's taxonomy places the organism in Eukaryota, Metazoa, Rotifera, Eurotatoria, Philodinida, Philodinidae.